Molecule: messenger RNA, 1343 nt
Organism: Mercenaria mercenaria
Lineage: Eukaryota; Metazoa; Mollusca; Bivalvia; Venerida; Veneridae
Source: RefSeq, a predicted model, not a curated record
CAUAUACUAUGACAGUGGAGUGAAGACAGCACUAGUAACCAGUGCAGCAUACAUUAAAAUGUGCAAAGCCAUUUUUACAAAUGAAAAUGUAGAAAAGAAACUGCUAACUAUUUUGAAGUCAACUUGCCCAGAAGAUGUUGUUUCAUGUGCUGCAAUUAUUGUACAGUCAGUGUGCUAGCAUCUGUAAAAGGAAGUCUGCCUUUGUGCUGAAUGAUAAGUCCUAUAAUGGAAUAAUGCAGUUUUCUUGGGAUACCUUACACCAGCAGUUGUUACUUGGUGCUCCAAAUACUCUCCGGAUUGUGUCAUCCAUGGCUUCAAAUGACAUUCCGAUGUCUGUUCCGAGUAAAGAAUUUCACCAUGUCUUAUUUGCUUUUGGCAUUGCAUUACAUGCAAGAAAUAGAGAAAUGACAACUCUUCAGUAUUUGAAUGGAAUGGUGUUACUUCAUGGCGGAUGUACACAGAGGAUUGUCUGUCACUCGUGUCAACAAAUUUAUUCAUGUCAACCGAACUUCCCAACGGUAGGAGAAAAUUGGGACAAAAAUAUACCGUCAUACAGGUAUCCCAGCAAAAACACGUCUUUGCAUUGUUUUAAUACUAGAGGAUUUAUUUUGAAAAUUGAGGAUUUUCAUAGGUUGAUGAAUUUCCCAGAGGCCAUUCAUAGAACCACAUACAACACAGAAUCAUCCAGAGACAGAGGAACAAUUUAUUAUUACAGAAACUUCUUGAAUGCAAGGAAUGUUAAAGGAGAGGUGAAAAAUUCAUAUAGAGCUUAUAAACAUCUUUAUUAUACAGUGUUUGAUGCUAUGUGCUGUGUUUUAUUUUUGAAUAAUUUUGGACUCGAUAGUGCUGAAUCUGAGAUACCUUUGCCUAAGGAUUUUGAUGGGUGGACUAACGAGUGUAAAAUAGACUGGAUUAAUUCUGUAUGCAGAAAUCUAGUGAACAAAGCCAUGUUUGAAGAUGAUAUGUUUAUGGAGUUGAGAGAAAUCCUAACAAAUCCAGACCAUGAGGAAAAUUACUGGAUUAGCUCGCUUGAAAAUGAUAGAUUCAAAUGUCAUUUCUGUAACAGCUCGUACUCAUAUGUAGAUUCUUUAAAAGCUCAUGAAAAAAAUGAACAUGGAUUUCAACCGUUUAAGCAAAAUUCUGACAAAACAUUGAAAAAAGAAGCAUCUGAUGAAUUACAUGACUAUGUGGUUUCUCUGUUCAGACUGACUGCUUUGCAUAAAAAUCUAGAUUCAGCAGUUGAUAUGGGAGAUGGUUAUAGGGUUGUUAGAAGUGCAAAAUAUGAAACCCCCAUUUAUAAUAAAACCCAUAAAAUAAAAUAUUUAAUGGUAGUGUUCAUUUAA